AUGUAUAUACAUGGGUUACAGUAUACGACUUACUUCCUAGGAUGCACAUCCGAUCAUUGGGCUUUCUGGCAGGACUUGGAGUAUAUUGUGGUGCCUCACAUCAUCAAGUCUUAUCUUGAAGGUGAUCAAGAGGCCUUGCAAAAACAUUGUGGCGACGCUUGCUUCAACAGUGUGAAUGCCGGAAUCAAGGAGCGAAAGAAGUUGCAAAUGACCUUGGACACCAAGAUCCUUUCAGGUCCCCGAGAGGUGGAAUUGAAAGGAGCGAAGUUGAUGGAACAGGGAGCUCCCUGCUUCAUUUGGACCUUCAACAUGCAGCAGGUGAACUGCUUGCGUGACAAGGAAGGAGAAAUCAUUGAGGGUGCCGUGGAUGAUAUCCGAACCGUUUGCUAUGCCAUGGCGGUGACAAGGCAUCCCCAAUUGGAUAAGCUGGAUUUGGAGUAUCCGUGGCAAGUUUCGGAGCUCGCCAUUCUCUGGAACCAGCCCGGCCCCAGAAACGACACAGGUAGAUCUGCGGAGAUCGCUGUAUCAUGGGUCAUCCAUGACGACUGGAUGAUUUAG
Cladocopium goreaui is the source of this 558-nucleotide messenger RNA. NCBI's taxonomy places the organism in Eukaryota, Dinophyceae, Suessiales, Symbiodiniaceae. The record is from the annotation of a GenBank genome assembly.